AUGCGACCGCGACCGGCGCGGGACCAACUGGGAAUGCUGUACCGGCAGAUACCCCCCUUUGGCAACUUUGAUUUUCGCGCAUACAAUCUCAACUUCACCAACGACUACCUUCCUUACUCCGCAGGGCCUUCGCUUGCAUUGUCAACCUCAUACGCAAACACCGGCUUUUACCACUGCUCCUUCAAGUCCUACCAGGACACUAUCUACGUAGGCAAGCUAGCCAACAGCUACAUGUCUAAGUGCGAAAUUGCCGGUCAGACCGACUUCCUCUACGGCUUCGGCACUCUCUGGAUCGAAGACUCAGAUCUACUCAUGCGCAGCUGCGGCGGGGGCAUCACAGCUUGGAAAGGCACCAAUACCACAUAUGAGAACAAAUUCGGCGUCUACAUCCACCAGUCGAACAUCGUUGCAGCCAACUCUUCGAUUGCUCUGGCCAUGGUAGGGAAGUGUGCUUUGGGUCGCCCGUGGAACGCGCAGCACCGUUCUAUCUUUGCGAAUACGUAUCUUGAUGCCUCUAUCAGGCCGAGUGGCUAUAUCGACUGGAGCACGACGGACCCAAGGGUUACCAAUCUGACAUUUAUGGCGGAGUACAAGACGUAUGGGCCUGGAUGGAACAAGACCGGUAGGAUCGUGGGUAACGUCACGCGAAUUUUGACUGAGAAGCAGUGGCAGCCUUAUUCUAGCCCUGCGAAGGUCUUUCAAUUUUUCAAGAGUGGAAAGGCGGGCAAUACUGCGUGGGUGGACUGGAGUGCUUGA
Didymosphaeria variabile is the source of this 756-nucleotide messenger RNA. RefSeq lists its product as uncharacterized. The coding region runs from base 1 to 756 and encodes 251 amino acids. The transcript is spliced from 2 exons. Gene Ontology annotation, molecular function: pectinesterase activity. The record is from RefSeq and is a predicted model, not a curated record. NCBI's taxonomy places the organism in Eukaryota, Fungi, Ascomycota, Dothideomycetes, Pleosporales, Didymosphaeriaceae. Gene Ontology annotation, biological process: cell wall modification.